AGAAGCUGACAAACUGGCUCCUAACACAUAUUAAUCAUCGUUUCAGGUUCAAAACAUUUUUGUUAGACGCUUUAUAUGGUGGUUCCCUUUUCCGUAUCUCAACUGUUUUAUUGGCUUCCUUCCAGUUUUCCAAUUAGCUCUUCAUUUGGCGCACUUCUUUUAGCUUAUUAUGCUCAUUAGCCACAUUAGCAUGCUAAGCUAAAAUGUUGAGGGUAGCCUCCACACCUGUUAGCCUGGUGAGUUUAUCCAAGUAGGAAUACUUUACUGAAUAUACUGUACCUGUAUUUUUAUUAUUUAAAUAUGACACACGAGUUGGAAGUGAAUACAUUGCUAACUUAUGUAGCACCAAUAUUAAAGGGAGCUCUGGAAUACGCUAGUAGCUAAGCUAAUCGUAAGAGUCAUGGUUUUACAUGCACAAUGGCACGUUGAGGUAGAAUGCAACGUGGGUUUCGGUGGAUUGUGUUUUUGUUUUAGCUUCACCAAAAGUUUAACAUGUCGCUACAUCACGUGGCUCUGAGGGCGGGGCUCGACCCAGCCAUCGUCAGUGACCUCCGAGUUGUCCGGAACUUGAGAGCCUUGGAGGAGAGCCAUGGGUCCUCUUCUUGGAUUAGCCUCCAGCAGGACAUCUACCCCCGCAUAAGGAGGACACUACUAGUGUGGAUGCUCCAGGUAGUGUGCGAGGAGCAGAAAUGUGAAGAGGAGGUGUUCCCCCUAGCGGUCCACUGCCUGGACUCUUACCUGAGCAUCCAUGCCGUGGAAACGUGCAACCUGCAGCUUGUGGCUGCGGUCACUAUGCUGCUAGCCUCCAAGAUGAGAGAGACUGUACCUCUCAUACCCUGGAAGCUCUGCGUACACGCUGAUGACUCCAUUUCAGUGGCAGACAUCCUGCAGUGGGAGGUGUCCGUGGUGUCCAGGUUAGGCUGGGGUCUGGCCUCCGCCGUGCCCUCGGACUUCCUGGAUCCGAUCCUUCACUCGCUAUCCUUUCUCGAAGCCCAGCACCUUCCCAGCGUGCGCCGACAUGUCCACUCUUACGUGGCCUUGGCAGCCAUCGACUCAAAGUUUUCAGACUUCCCGCCUUCCGCUCAUGCAUGCGCUUGUGUUUGCGCUGCAAGCCGCAGGCUCAACUUAGUGGACUCGCCUGAAUCAUUGCUCAAGUUUCUGGCCAAGCUCCUGCUCAUCGAUCUGGACUCUCUCCUCCUCUGCUACAGCCAGCUACAGAAGGCACUGGAUCUCGCCCUGCCUUCCCCUUUCAAAGCCGCUGCUUGCAGAUCGGAGGUCAGCCACGCCCCCGCCAACGUUGACCGUGUUUUAUUGACGCCCAGUGAAUGCCAGCUGGAAACUCCUCCCUGCCACCACAGGCAAGUGUCAGCCACAUGCGAGAACAAGAUGGAGCAGGCCUAAAUGUCACACAGCAUAUUUGAUUAAUAGCAUGGCGAGCACUCAAGUGGGUUGCGGAUGUGAGUUCUAUCCUGUUGCUGCCUGUUUUGAGGUGUUUUGGUACGUUUCCGAUCAACAUUGAUUGUUUACAUACACUACCUAAGAUGCACUAUCACCCCGACAAUACCUAACCCUAACUUUUUGGAAGUAGUGUAUAGUGUAGUGUAGUGCUGGGGGUGUCCAAAUUUUUCCACCAAGUGAAAAAUGGAAGGACACAAAGGAGAUAUGCUAUGAAGUUAUCGAUACUUUAUAUAGGCUAUUGUUAAUAUCGUUGUAAAUUUUCAUUUUGUAAUAUUCCCAUAUUUUGACUUUAUUCCCAUAGUAUUCUGUUUUUCCCCCGACUUAAUUUUCCAAAAAUUCCAACUUUAUUUUGUUUUCUCAUAUUCCGACUUUUAAAAAAUAUUUUUUUUCUUUAAUAUUUCAGCUGUAUGUUGCUAAAAUGACAUUAUUUAUUACGAGUUUAUUCCUGCAAAAUUGCGACCUUUUCUUCACGCGAGAAUACGACUUUAUUGUCGUAAAAUUACAGCUGUUUUUUACAUUUCUGCUGCUGUUUUUUUAAUUCAUUUUUCAACUUUAUUUUUGUACAUUUUGUUAUCGUAAUCAUGACUUUAUUCCCUUAACAACUUUUUCCGCAACCUAAUUUUCCAAACAUUACAAUUUUGUUUUGAAUAAUAUUCAAACUUUUAAAAAAUAAUGUCUUUUUCCCCCAAUAGUUCAUCUUCAUGCUACUAAAAUUACGUAAUUUCUCCUCUGACGUUAAUCUUGUAAAAUCUAGACUUUUUUUCUCUUAAUAUUUUGACUUUUUCUUGUAAAAUUACAGCUGUCUCCCCCCCCCAUUUGUUUUUUUUCCCCCCCAACUAUUUCAACUUUCUUCUUAUAAACUUUCUUCUCUGAAUUUGGACUUUAUUCCCAUAUUUUGACUUUGUCAUAACACCUUUUUCCACAACCUAAUUUUACAAAAAUUACAACUUUUUGUAAUAUUCAACUUUUUUUUUCACUAAUAUUUCAACUUUAUGCUACUGAAAAUUACAUUAAUCAUGUAAAAUUCUGACUGUUGGAUUUCAAUUUUUUCUUUUAAUAUUUUUGACUUUAUUGUUGUAAAUAAAAUUACCGAUUCCCAUUUUUGCUUUUUUUUUUUUCUUGUUAAGUUUGUAGAAUGUGGACACCCCUGAUGUAUGCCAUUUGUAUGUGGACUAAAAACAUCAGU
Messenger RNA from Dunckerocampus dactyliophorus (ringed pipefish), 2644 nucleotides. It is a transcript of the gene ccnd3, whose product is annotated as cyclin D3. The record is from RefSeq and is a predicted model, not a curated record. Gene Ontology annotation, molecular function: cyclin-dependent protein serine/threonine kinase regulator activity. The transcript has 5 exons. NCBI's taxonomy places the organism in Eukaryota, Metazoa, Chordata, Actinopteri, Syngnathiformes, Syngnathidae. Gene Ontology annotation, biological process: regulation of cyclin-dependent protein serine/threonine kinase activity; mitotic cell cycle phase transition; positive regulation of G1/S transition of mitotic cell cycle. The coding region runs from base 493 to 1401 and encodes 302 amino acids. Gene Ontology annotation, cellular component: nucleus; cytoplasm; cyclin-dependent protein kinase holoenzyme complex.